Fusarium mangiferae is the source of this 2175-nucleotide messenger RNA. RefSeq lists its product as uncharacterized. Lineage: Eukaryota; Fungi; Ascomycota; Sordariomycetes; Hypocreales; Nectriaceae. Gene Ontology annotation, biological process: regulation of DNA-templated transcription; DNA-templated transcription. The coding region runs from base 1 to 2175 and encodes 724 amino acids. Gene Ontology annotation, molecular function: zinc ion binding; DNA binding; DNA-binding transcription factor activity, RNA polymerase II-specific. The transcript has 8 exons. The record is from RefSeq and is a predicted model, not a curated record.
AUGGAUAACGGCGGUCAGCUCGAGGCCAACAGACUUGGCAAUGGACCUGAAUGGUCACCGGAACUCCCUGAUGCAAAUCGCCGAGCUUGCGAUGCCUGUCGUAGUCGCAAGGUUCGCUGCGACAGAGAGUCGCCUUGCGCCCACUGCAUCAGUGCCAAAAUUGUUUGUGUCUACACCCCUGUCCCAGCUCCAAAGAAGCGCACGCGCAUUCUCCUCACCCCACAAUACGAACGAAAGAUAGACCUCAUCGACAGCAGGCUUGAAAGGGCAAUCGGGCUUUUGGAAAAGCUCCAAGCGAGCGAGCCUUCCAACGACAGCUCUCGGUCACCCAGAAAUGCACGAGCCUCUGACCAGGCACCCUCCUCUGUUUCGACACCUGCCAGCGACUCAACCAAACCGAAAAGGGCUCAUGGGCAGGUCGUCGAGGGAGACUCUUCCUUGGCAGCUCACUCUGCCUUUGCCAACGAGUUCUUACAGAGAGUGGCUGCCACCGAUUCACUGCGAGAUUCCAGUCCAGAAUUAUGCGACACUCUUGAUGAACUGUCUUCUAUACUCACCAAGGAAGCUGUUGUAGGUCAUGAGCUAGCAUACCCACACGCUAGGCCCAUACAGGGAGCUAAACUCCCAGAGUAUGAAAUGCCUCCCUUUAAGAAGGCCAUCGCUUUAAUCCGUCUUGCAAAAGCUGACGCUGUGAUCGACACCUCAGCCAAACAGCUCACAGGGAUCAGCUGGAUUUACCAGUUCCUCCCGUUUCAACGGUUCACAGACAUGUGUCUCGACGUCUACUUUAAUGACAAUCAUUCUGAAGCCAAGUUCACCACUGUCAACGCCGGCCUUUAUUCACUAUUUUGGGACUACAGUUUCCACGUUGUCGGACAGGAAAGGGACGAAUAUGUCGCUCAUGCUCAUUUGUGUCGCGACAACCUUGAGACUGUUCUAUCAAGCCUGCCAUUGCAUUUGCCUGCAAACUCUGACACCAUUCUUGCUAUUCUUUUUGGUGCCUCCUAUGCCAUUGAACUCUCGAAACCUUCUCUUUCAUGGACCUUAUCAGCUAAAGGAUCGGAACUUUGCCAGACGCUGAGCUAUCACAGGCUUGCAUCGAUGGAAAAUGAUAAACAGGAAGAUUUCGAAUACAAACAGUUUCUGUUUUGGAGCAUCUACUUCAUUGACAAAAGCCUGUCUCUGCGCCUAGGACGGCCCUCAACAAUUCCUGAUUGGGAUAUCACGGUACCACAGCCAUCGACCAACGAUACUACAUCUGAGGCGGUUCUAGCCUACUUCGCUAUAUCUAUCGAGACGGCGCGAUGUCAAGGCAAUAUUUAUGAGAUGCUGUAUACCCCCAAUUCCAUGGCACAGCCCGACCAGGUAAAGCAGUCUCGGGUCGAGGCCUUGGUGUCUGAUUUGCAGAACCUGGAUGCAAAGAUCUGGGAAACCAAUGCAAAAUGGUUCAACGAAGCAAAGAAGGAGUCUGGUGAGGAUUUAAUAAACUUCUUUUACAUUUCAGACAAGGUCCUCCGCCUAUCCCUCCUCACACUUGUUCACCGAGCCGCGCCACCCAUACCAGGCUCUACCACAACCUUCAACUAUAACUGUGUUGCCGCCGCAAGAGCAACUUUACAGAAACAUGAAGAAUGCGUCGCACACAUGCACAGGAGCGCAACACCUUACCUUGCGACUUACAUACAUUGGACACUUUUAUUUGCUCCCUUUAUUCCGUUUAUCGUCAUAUUCUGCCAUGUUAUCGAAACCCAGGAUGAGGCGGAUCUGACCCGCCUCCAAGACUUUGUUACUUCCAUCCAGUCUGCAUCUUCUGUUUCUGAGCCCGCCGCUAAGAUACAACGCCUCUUCCAAGUUCUCUGCAGAAUUGCUAUGGGUUAUGUGAAGUUUCGCCAUUCGACAACGCUAGUGGGCGGGAGUCAAGAUAGCUCAAAGAUAGAUGGUUAUCUAGACGCGCUAGGAUUCGCCUCUGCCAGUGGUGGCAUCUCCAGCCUACAAGAUCAUCUCCUCACUCAGCAUGAUGGCAGCGAUAGAGAAGUUGAAAACGAAGGUGGAACAACAGGUCCAGAUACGGUGAACGGUGACCUGCGAGCAAUGAAUCCGAUGAUGUGGACGGCGAAUAGCGCAGAGUUAGAGGAAUGGCUAGGAAAUAAUGACUUUAUGACAGGGUUGAUGUAG